Molecule: messenger RNA, 1926 nt
Organism: Durusdinium trenchii
Lineage: Eukaryota; Dinophyceae; Suessiales; Symbiodiniaceae
Source: the annotation of a GenBank genome assembly
AUGGAUGCUCAUGAGACGGUGCCGCCUUCGAACGGUUCAAGCCUACGCUCAAAGCUUUGGGCAGCGGUGAUGCAGAGCAAAGCCAUCAAGGUCAAGGAGUUGCAGGAGUCUUGCGCAUUCUACGAUUGCGUGCGGAAGGAUGUGCGGAAACUGCGUCCUCAGCUGGUGGUGGACGUGUGCGGCGGCCACGGUGCCCUGGCGAUGCUCUGCGUGGCGCAGGGCGCCGCCGAGGGCGCCGUGAUCAUCGACCAAUCAGCGCCUCCCAGCCACCGUCACUUGCGUGAGGCCUGGUCUCCAUUCUUGCCAGGGCCCAUCACCUAUGAUGAGCGGCCCCUGCAGGAGGCCUUGCCCGAGGCUCUCAAGAGCGGCAAACGCAUGUUCGUGCUGGCAUGUCAUGCGUGCCAACACCUGGCGUGGCAGAUCAUGGAGAUGUGCCAGAGUUCCCGGACGCCCUUCGCCGUUUGUCCUUGCUGUCCGAAGGACCAUGGAGGCACCAUCAAGGCUGCUGCCAAGUCUUUGGGGGUCGACUUCCGAGCCGCCAUGAUUCUAGCGGAGUUGGGGCGACUCUCUUCCCAAGACUGGGCUUCUGCACUGCGAACCUUUGACGAGAAGGUGUCGCCUCAUAAUCGCGUGAUUUUGGGCUGGCCACAAGCAGAGAUCAAGCAGGAAGGGAUGAUUCAGAAAGCGGAGGACAAGCUGCGGCGGGCCUAUGAGCGAUCCCACCAUGCUGGCUCGGCGGAUGGACGUGCUGCUGGACUGUGGUCCGGCGCGGCACCUGCAGGGGAUGAAUUGGAGACGAAGCAGGAGGCUGUGCGGGAACUGCUGGUUCCGGUCACGGGCGAGGCCAUCUGGGAGCAGCUGGAGAUCCGCGCGUCGCCCCGGCGGCAUUUCCGCGCCAGGACGGUCAUCGCAGUUGGUGCCAAAGGUGGGCCAUCGCCCGAUGACAGUGGCGGCCUGUUCAGAUUCGUGCCCGAGCCCGCUGGUGGCUUCCAGCUGCAGUCCACGAUCCCUACGGAGACUUUGCUGCCGCAAGUGGCAGCUGCUUUGCCUGUGCUGGCUGAGCUUAUGUCCCAUCCGGUGCUCUCACCGGUUCGCUGUGUGAAGCUGCAUGGAACCUUGGGGACCUCACAGCUGCUGUGCUGCUUGGUCUACGGCCCGGACACGUCCGAGUUGCCAGGCGCAGAAGUGUUGGAGCAGCUUCAUCAAGGGCUUCGGGAGCAGCUGGGUGACCUGCUGCAGACGCUGGUACUGGUGGCGUCUGUCAAGGGGCGGCAGAGGAGCUUCCCCGAAGGUCAGGACUUUGUGGAUGAAGUCCUGCGGAUCUCCGGGUCGCGGGAGCUUCGAUAUCGGCAGCCCUUUGGACAGUUCUCCAAUCCAAACCCGCACAUUGCCAUUGCCACCGCCGAGUGGAUGGCCAGCAUCCUUGGAGAGAUCGAGGGCGGCUCCACGGAUCUCUUGGAGCUCUACUGUGGCUGUGGGAGUCACACCGUGGCGUUGGCGCCCUCUUUUCGCCGCGUCCUGGCGGUGGAGAUCAAUCGACACCUCGUGGAGGCGGCCCAGCACAACGUGGCACUGAAUGGACUCAGCAAUGUCACUGUCCUUAGAGCACCUUCUGAGGACUUCUGCCGCCGUGUGCUGCGCACCCGCAGCUAUGAGCUGCGGGAGGCCAAUGGCACGAACAAGAUGCAGCUCAACUUCCGAUGCACAGUCGUGGAUCCCCCGAGAGCGGGUUUGGAUCCCGUGACCCUGGAGGCGGUCUCAGGAUAUGAGCACAUCCUCUACAUCUCUUGCAACCCAGUGGCCUUGAAAUCCAAUCUGGAGGUGCUCCUCAAGACCCACAGGCUCUGUCGGAUGGUCUUGCUGGACCACUUUCCCUUCUCAGCACAUGUGGAGAUGGCUGUCCACCUCCAAACGAUGGCAUCCUGA